Messenger RNA from Rhea pennata, 803 nucleotides. RefSeq names its product EF-hand domain family member D2 (gene EFHD2). The transcript is spliced from 4 exons. Bases 1 to 639 code for a protein of 212 amino acids. The record is from RefSeq and is a predicted model, not a curated record. NCBI's taxonomy places the organism in Eukaryota, Metazoa, Chordata, Aves, Rheiformes, Rheidae. Gene Ontology annotation, molecular function: calcium ion binding.
AUGGCGGCGGCGGAGGAGCUGGGCCGGCGGCUGCAGCUGCGGGAGGGCGAGGCGGCGGCGGCGGCGGCGGCGCCGGGGCUCCCGGGGGUCCCGGGGCUCCCGGGGGCGGCGGCCGGCGCGGGCUCCCCGGGCGGCGGCGGCCGGCGCGUGUUCAGCCCCGGCGGCGAGUUCCGCGAGUUCUCCCGGCGGCAGCUCCGCGACAUGGAGCGCCUCUUCCGACAGUACGACGCGGGCAAGGACGGCUUCAUCGACCUCAUGGAGCUGAAGCUGAUGAUGGAGAAGCUGGGAGCGCCGCAGACGCACCUGGGGCUGAAGAACAUGAUCAGGGAGGUGGACGAGGACCUGGACAGCAAGCUCAGCUUUCGGGAGUUCCUCCUGAUCUUCCGGAAGGCGGCGGCGGGCGAGCUGCGGGAGGACAGCGGGCUGCACGCCCUGGCCAGGCUCUCCGAGAUCGACGUCUCCACCGAGGGCGUCAAAGGCGCCAAGAGCUUUUUUGAGGCCAAGGUCCAAGCCAUCAACGAAGCCAGCCGCUUCGAGGAGGAGAUCAAGGCUGAGCAGGAGGAGAAGAAGAAGCAGGCGGAGGAGCUGAAGCAGAGGAAAGCGGCGUUCAAAGAGCUGCAGUCGACGUUCAAGCAGUGACGGGGCCGCCGGAGCGGUGCCGGGAGGGGACGCGCCGGGGCGCCGGCACCGGCCGAGCGGAGCGGCCCCGAGCCGGGCGCUGCCCGCCACAUCCCGUCCCCCCGCGGCGUCCGGCGUGGCGGCGCCCCGCUGCCCCUCGCCGGAGCGUCCCUCCCGGCGCGAAU